Polyodon spathula (Mississippi paddlefish) is the source of this 2625-nucleotide messenger RNA. RefSeq names its product tyrosine-protein kinase Fyn. The record is from RefSeq and is a predicted model, not a curated record. Gene Ontology annotation, biological process: cell surface receptor protein tyrosine kinase signaling pathway; innate immune response; cell differentiation. The transcript has 13 exons. Bases 482 to 2095 code for a protein of 537 amino acids. Gene Ontology annotation, molecular function: ATP binding; signaling receptor binding; non-membrane spanning protein tyrosine kinase activity. NCBI's taxonomy places the organism in Eukaryota, Metazoa, Chordata, Actinopteri, Acipenseriformes, Polyodontidae. Gene Ontology annotation, cellular component: extrinsic component of cytoplasmic side of plasma membrane.
UGGAUAUAAAACUAUUGAGAAAGAUGCAUCCUAUCCAGUACUGGGAGCUUGGUGAUUCGUCCAGUAACAAAAGCCCUGAGUUUUGUGAUACAGGAGUUCAGGUGUUGCAAUCAGCAAGAAAUGUCCUUCCUGUGGAAAUCUGAAAAGCGAAGAAAUAAGUACUCAGUGCAGCCUGCAUUCUGUAAUCACUUAAACAUGACACGCACUUUGCAGACUCCAUGGUGCUCUGUCAUAACUUAUCAAGUUACAUGCAUUGAUCAUUUUCUGUAGGUAAUGGGAGCUGGUGACUACUACAGUACCAAGCACUGGGAGGUUUUUCCUCAAGAGUGAAUAGGCCUUUCACACCAGGAUUCCUUUGAGGCUCUGUUUCACUGUUAACUACUAAUUGCUAGUCUACAGUACAGGGCUUCAGUUAUAGUUGUGCACAAAGCAAUGUGGUGCAAAUAAGAUCCUGAUACACUGGAACUUGAGAAUUUAGAUAAUGGGCUGUGUGCAAUGCAAGGAUAAAGAAGCAGCAAAACUAACAGGCGAGAGGGACACCAGUGGAACCCCGAGCAUUGGCUAUCGCUAUGGCGCCGACCCCACACCCCAGCACUACCCCGGCUUUGGCGUCACGGCAAUUCCCAACUUCAACAAUUUCCACGCGCCCGUCGCACAGGGGGUGACUGUCUUUGGGGGGGUGAACUCCUCCUCUCACACUGGGACCCUGCGCUCGCGGGGGGGGACAGGGGUUACUCUAUUUGUGGCACUUUACGACUAUGAAGCCAGAACUGAGGAUGACCUUAGCUUUAGGAAAGGAGAGAAGUUUCAGAUACUGAACAGCACUGAAGGGGACUGGUGGGAGGCCCGGUCUUUGACGACAGGAGGAACCGGUUACAUUCCCAGCAAUUAUGUGGCUCCUGUGGACUCUAUCCAAGCCGAGGAGUGGUACUUUGGUAAACUUGGCCGUAAAGAUGCAGAGAGACAGCUCUUAUCCAGUGGAAACCCCAGAGGUACCUUUCUCAUCCGAGAGAGUGAGACCACCAAAGGUGCCUUUUCCCUGUCCAUACGUGACUGGGAUGACACUAAAGGAGAUCACGUUAAACACUAUAAAAUUCGCAAGUUAGACAGCGGUGGGUAUUACAUCACAACCCGAGCCCAGUUUGAAACGCUUCAGCAGCUGGUGCACCACUAUUCAGAGCGAGCCGCCGGUCUGUGCUGUCGCUUAGUGGUGCCCUGCCAUAAAGGAAUGCCGAGGCUGGCUGACCUGUCUGUCAAAACCAAAGACGUGUGGGAGAUCCCUCGGGAGUCCCUGCAGUUGAUAAAGAGGCUCGGCAAUGGGCAGUUUGGGGAAGUUUGGAUGGGCACCUGGAAUGGCACCACUAAAGUGGCUGUGAAGACCCUGAAGCCGGGCACCAUGUCUCCAGAGUCCUUCCUGGAAGAGGCUCAGAUCAUGAAGAAGCUGCGGCACGACAAGCUGGUGCAGCUCUACGCUGUGGUGUCCGAGGAGCCCAUCUACAUCGUCACCGAGUACAUGUGCAAAGGAAGUUUGUUAGAUUUCUUGAAAGACGGAGAAGGGAGGGCACUGAAGUUGCCAAACCUAGUGGACAUGGCAGGACAGGUUGCUGCUGGCAUGGCAUACAUUGAGAGAAUGAAUUACAUCCAUCGAGAUCUGCGGUCCGCCAAUAUCCUGGUGGGGGACAAUUUAGUGUGCAAGAUUGCUGAUUUUGGGUUGGCAAGACUGAUAGAGGACAAUGAGUACACUGCUCGACAAGGUGCAAAGUUUCCCAUAAAAUGGACCGCUCCAGAGGCUGCACUCUACGGCAAGUUCACAAUCAAAUCAGAUGUCUGGUCCUUUGGAAUUCUCCUUACAGAAUUAGUGACAAAAGGACGAGUACCUUACCCAGGAAUGAAUAACCGCGAGGUGCUAGAACAGGUAGAGCGGGGAUACAGGAUGCCCUGUCCCCAGGACUGCCCCAGCUCACUCCACGAGCUUAUGGUCCAGUGUUGGAAGAAGGACCCCGAAGAAAGACACACCUUUGAAUAUCUGCAGGCUUUCCUAGAAGACUACUUCACCGCGACCGAGCCACAGUACCAGCCUGGAGACAACCUCUAAAGCCACCUCCCUCCUCCCUUGUUUGUUCAGUUACAGACUGUGCUCUUCAGGUGAAUCCCUUGUAGCUUCCAGUGCCAUGACUUUUUGCCUAAAAUAAAAAAGGGAAAUUCCCAGUACCUGAGACUUGUACAGCUUCCAGUGAUUUCAACCAUUGCCACAGUCUUUAAACACCUGAAAUCUGUUUAAAUGAGAAUAACUAAAGGACUGGUUGACCAAGAGGUGUGGGUGCUUUUCUUUGGGAGGGGCUGGGGAAUAUGAAGGAAUUAUAAAGAUGAAAUGUCUUUAUUCAAUGUAAAUAGUAAUUGCUUGUUUACUUAUCCCUUUUUUGGUCUUGUUUUUUUUUUUAUCUAAACAAUUUAAUGUACAUUUGUCUAGACUUCUCGAGUCUUGAUGUAUAAAGAAUCCACUGUUCUUCCUUGGCUUUUAGUAAACUAUUUGCUUUUAACUAAAGUAUUAUAUUAUGCUGUAUAAGGCAUGCUGUUGCCUCAAUUCCCAGUUAAAAAAAAAAACAACCCUGCUAUGCUCUAGGA